GCGAACUUUUGGUGGCGUCCGCGACUGAGGGAGGGGCGGGGCGGGGGAGGGGUGGGCGCUUGACAGCGGGGGGGAGGGGAAGGGAGCCGAGGAAAAGCGGGGGAUGGGAAGCGAGGCAGGAGGGGGAGGGGCCUCGGCGAGCCCAGAAAAACGACAACGCGAGAAAAAUUAGUAUUUUUGCACUUCACAAAUUAAUGACCAUGAGCUCGUUUUUGAUAAACUCCAACUACAUCGAGCCCAAGUUCCCUCCCUUCGAGGAGUACGCGCAGCACAGCGGCCCGGGCGGCGGGGACGGCGGCUACCAGCAGCCCCCCGCGCCCGCACCCCAGCACCUGCCGCCACCGCCCCAGCUCCCCCACGCGGGGGGCGGCCGCGAGCCCCCCGACUCCUACUUCCCGCCACGCGCCGCCCGCGAGCCCCCCUGCCCCGCCGCCUCGCUCUUCCCCGCGCCCGGGCCGGCCGGCGCCGCCUUCCCCUAUGGCUACCGCGGCCGCUGCAGCCCCGGGCAGCCGCCGCAGCCCGAGCAGCCCUCGGCACGCGCCGAGGGCCUGGUCCCGCCGCCCCCGCAGCCCCGCGCGCCCUCCGCCCUGGGCGGCCCCGCAGGAGGCAGCGCCCCCGCGCGCCCGCUGCUCCCGGCCGCCGCGGGCCCGCCCGGCGCGAAGGGCGAGGAGCCCGUGGUGUAUCCCUGGAUGAAGAAGAUCCAUGUCAGCGCCGUCAACCCCAGUUAUAACGGAGGGGAGCCCAAGCGCUCCCGCACCGCCUACACCCGACAGCAGGUCUUGGAGCUGGAGAAGGAGUUUCACUUCAACCGCUACCUGACCCGGCGCCGCCGCAUCGAGAUCGCCCACGCGCUCUGCCUGUCUGAGCGCCAGGUCAAGAUCUGGUUCCAGAACCGGAGGAUGAAGUGGAAGAAAGACCACAAACUGCCCAACACUAAGAUGCGAUCCUCCAACUCUGCCUCGGCCCCUGCAGGCCCACCUGGGAAAGCACAGCCUCCUCAGAGCCCGCACCCUCAUCCCCAUCCUCACCCCGGGGGCUCCACACCCGUUCCUUCCUCCAUAUAAUCGGCUAGACAAGUUGGUCUAGACAAGUUGCUUUCCUUCACCUGCAUUUCUCUUCUCUUCUUCUGCCCCAUUCCCACCCACCACACCCUGUCUGGACCAUCACAGGACAUCCCUCCUCCAAACAAAACCCAACUUGAUGAAAAGGGUUAAAAAAAAAAAAAAAGACUAUACCAGUAAGGCUGGCUUUCACCUAGGAGAGGACAGUGCUCAUAACACUGGCUGCUGGAACAACCUGCUUCCUGAGCAAGGCUGCCAGGUUUGGGUACCUGAGAAAAAGAUCACUUGGCAUGAAACUUUUGAGAUGGUUAAAGGCAGCAGUACAGCCCAUGGUGACUGGGAAUGCGGACCCGUGUAUUUGUUGCAAGCAGAAGGAAACAGACCCUUUCCCCACUUUCCUCAUCUCCCACCCCACCCCCCCCAAGGCAGCUCAUACAAGCUUGCUUUGAACUGAAUACAUGAGUAAACAGUGUGGACUUCAUACGAUUAUUUAAUUUUCAAAAUGUAUGGACCUUGAUGGUAAAUGUGACACAUUAUUUCCCUUUCAUGCACUUAUUUAAAGUAUUGUUGUGGAUAUAUUAUUGACUUAAUCCAAGGCACAAUUUGGGGGGAAGGGGGGGACUGAAAUGCAUUUAGACCCUUGUGCAACUGUACAGAUCGUGGUUUGGCUACAUAGGAAGCCAUGUACUAAGAAUAAACUGUUCAAAAAGCAUUAAAGUUCUAA
Erinaceus europaeus (western European hedgehog) is the source of this 1785-nucleotide messenger RNA. RefSeq names its product homeobox A4 (gene HOXA4). The coding region runs from base 195 to 1064 and encodes 289 amino acids. The record is from RefSeq and is a predicted model, not a curated record. NCBI's taxonomy places the organism in Eukaryota, Metazoa, Chordata, Mammalia, Eulipotyphla, Erinaceidae. Gene Ontology annotation, molecular function: DNA-binding transcription factor activity, RNA polymerase II-specific; RNA polymerase II cis-regulatory region sequence-specific DNA binding. The transcript is spliced from 2 exons. Gene Ontology annotation, cellular component: nucleus. Gene Ontology annotation, biological process: regulation of transcription by RNA polymerase II; anterior/posterior pattern specification; embryonic skeletal system morphogenesis.